Messenger RNA from Menidia menidia (Atlantic silverside), 3661 nucleotides. The record is from the annotation of a GenBank genome assembly. Lineage: Eukaryota; Metazoa; Chordata; Actinopteri; Atheriniformes; Atherinopsidae.
CCGCAGGAGCAUCUGCCGUGCAUGCUGUGACAUCACACGUGACGUCACAGCCUGUACAGCAGCGGUGUUAAUCCUCGCGCACACGACGACGGGGCUGCUCCGCGUCUCUGCCCACUCUCUGCCCUUCUCCCUCACAAACACGCGCGCGCGUGCGCCAAGCAGCAGCAGCACAUCCUCCACGAGACAUUUGCGGGUUUCAGCUCUGCGGAUCCCGAAGGAGAGCGGAGCCGAAAACGUGUCUGACGGGACCGAACCGCGAACCAGACAGGCGUGUCGGCUCCGCGGCGCGUUCGGUUCCGUUCCUGCGGCAGAGCAGCUGGAUCAGAGCGGCUCUGUGGGCUGAGGUGGAUGAUGAUGAUGAUGAUGAUGACCUCCUCCCCCACAGAGAAGAUGAAGAAGAAACCUCCAAAAGACAGCCUGACUCUGCUGCCAUGUUUCUACUUUGUGGAGCUGCCCAUCGUGGCCUCUUCAAUGGUGUCACUCUACUUCCUGGAGUUGACGGACGUGGUCCAGCCGGCUCAGGUGGGGUUCCGCUGCCACGACAGAGACCUCAGCAUGCCCUACGUGGAUGGAGGAGACGAGCUCAUCCCGCUGCUGAUGCUGCUGAGCCUCGCCUUCGCCGGCCCUGCUGCUUCGAUCAUGCUGGUUGAAGGGGUCAUCUACUGCCUGCAGUCCCGGCUGAAGCUCCGCAGAGCAGAAGGCAGCAUCAACGCUGGAGGCUGCAGCUUCAACUCAUUCCUGAGGAGGACGGUCCGCUUCGUAGGUGUGCACGUGUUCGGGCUGUGUGCGACCGCGCUGCUCACCGACAUCAUCCAGCUGUCCACGGGGUACCAUGCUCCCUUCUUCCUCACCGUCUGUAAGCCCAACUACACCCUGGCAGGCGCGUCCUGUGACAAAAACGUUUACAUCACCAAGGACAUCUGCUCAGGACACGACCAGCAUGCCAUCAUGGCCGCCAGGAGGACUUUUCCUUCCCAGCAUGCAACUCUGUCGGCCUUCGCUGCUGUUUACGUUUCUAUGUACUUUAAUUCGACCAUCUCGGACAGCACCAAGCUGCUGAAGCCAUUGUUGGUUUUUGCGUUCGCCAUCGCCGCGGCGCUGACAGGCCUGACUCAGAUCACGCAGCACCGCAGCCAUCCCAUUGACGUGUACGUGGGCUUCCUCAUUGGAGCCUUCAUCGCUGCGUACCUGGCACUUCACGCCGUUUCCAACUUCAAGUCCUCUGAUGAUGUAACUCAGGCUCCACCCCCACCACCCUUGAAGGAAGACCCUCUUCGUGCUCUGACAGAGCGAGGACACGACUCUGUCUACAACAAGGGCCCCGCCUCCGCUUCAGAGAGCAACGAUGAGAUUACAUCGGCCCCUGCCCCCUUGGACCGGCUGGAGGGCCUGGGGCCCCUGCAGAGGGAAAAGGGAUCCAUGGGGAGCCUCAAGAGGGCCAGCGUGGACGUGGAGCUCCUGGCUCCUCGGAGUCCCAUGGGGAAGGAGACCAUGCUGACCUUUAGCAACACGCUGCCGAGGGCGAGCAUGAAGAUUGACGGGGUGCUGGAUUCGGACGGGGCAGAGGAACCAGGGCAGGCGGCCAACCCGGGGCAGCCGGCGCACCUGGGCCAGGCUGUGCAGCGGCGCCUGAACACGGUGCAGGUACCACUGGACCCAAUGCGCUCGCAGCAGCUGGUCUCAGAGUGGAAGCAGAAGUCCAUGGAGAUGCGAGGCCUGAGCGUCCGGGAUGAGGCGGAGUGUGAGGCCGGCGAGGACAGCUCUGAGGUGGGCUCCGUGGGGACCGAUGACGGGGGAUCCCAGGCUCCCAUCUGCCAGCCCACCGUCAAGUCUGGGAGGAGGGGCUCAGGCCGCAACCCUACUCCACCUCCAGGCGGUGCUAAAGCCGUGCCAACUCCCAGGCCGCCUCAGAUCCCCGAAGCAGGACCUCCCCCAGUGUCCCCAAAGAGCGCCUUGACCCGGGCCAAAUGGCUCGCCAUCCGAGAGAAGACGAGCGGGGACGCUUCGCCCCGCGGCUCUGCCGGCCAGCCCCGGCUGAUGCAGGUCAUUGCCAUGUCCAAGCAGCAGGGCCUCCUUCCCUCCUCCUCCUCUGGCGAGAAGUCCUCCGAGACCACCUCCACCUGCUCCGGCACCUCCUCCACCACGGACUCACCGCACUACCACCCUCCCUCCGACCAUCACCGGGAGGGGCGGAGUUUCCCCACAGUGGACGCCCACGGCCCACAACACCCUGUUGUGCGUGCCCCGACCCCCCCUCAGGCCCCACCCCUGGCAGGCAACGGGAAUCCGUGGGAGUGGGGUGUGAUGUCCAAUGGGAACGACCCGCGAGACACCUACAACCUGAACAAUCUGAGCCGGGGGGACCGCAGCAGCAGCUUCUGCCCACGCCGCUCCGUCUCGCCUCGCGCCGCCGUCGACCCGCAGGCCGAGAUGUCCGCGGACGCUCAGCGCAGGGAGAUGGCCAUGAGACGCAAAACGGCGCUGGUUCUGCUGGACCGAGAGAUCCGGAACCAGGCUGAGCAGGAAAACUAUUAUAAGAGUCUGCAGGGGCGAAGGUUCAAGGACUGAACUCAGCAGCCUUAAUCUGUGACAGACCCGACCAGAACCACAAGCCAGACAGAACCACAACAGGUCAGAACCCCAUCCUUACUGAACUGCAUCCUGACAAAACCACAUCCGGAAAGUACCAGAUCCUAACUGAACCACAUCCUGUCAGAACCCCAUCCUGAUAGAACCACCUCCUGACAGAAACCCAUCCUGAACAGACCGCAUCCAGACAGAACCACAACAAGGCGGAGCGACAACAUCCACAGUAUGCUGAGUGGUUCCCACGACAACGGAGGGGACUCAACAUCUGACUCAACUAUCCUAAAAUUAAAGAAUACAGACGCCAUACAUCAGAACCACUGAGCUGAACCAGAGCCAUACACCAGAACCUGAGCCACAAACAAGAACCAGAACAAAAGCCAUACAGAAGAUGAUGGACAUUACAGUAUAACCCGAACCAUACAGCAGAACCUGGAUCCAGCACCAGAACCUGUCCCAAGUUGUAAAUUUCCUGGAUGACCGUGUUGUUGCUGCUGUGUUGUCAUGGCUGGUUGCUAUAGUGACUCUGGCAUGUUUGUCUGAGUGCUGCCCUCUGAUUGGCUGAGGCCUCUGAGUGAACAGGGUGGACCCGGCCUGUGCUUCACAUGGGAAUUGAAGUUCUGUGAAUGUCCUGAAUGUUUUCUCUGGUACCGUGUUGACUGACUCAGAUCAGAAAAAAGCUGGUUGUUUUUAUUGUUCCGUGGCUUUGGUGGACAGCAUGCUGCAGAGUGGACCGGUUCUGACCCUUCCUGUUAAAGAUGCAACUCCGGCCAGCACAUUCUGAGUAUGACCAUUAAUAAGACUGUCGACUGGAAAAGCCUUAUAGCCGGACCCACUCUAUGGUCGCCGCCUGCUUAGGGCCCAGUAACGUGUCUGUGUUUUUGCAUGUGAUCUGAGGCCGUUAAACCCAGAGGGACCGACUCAGUGUCUCCAUCUGAAUGUAGAACCAUGAAACAUUGUUUAUCUUGAACCCGUUCAUCACGUGACUGUAAAAAGACAAAGUGCUGCUAUAAAAAGACUGAUGAUGGUGCUGCAUGCUCUGUGCUCGUUAGGAUGAAAAUAAAUUAAAACGUGU